GGUUUCGGAUCUGCGCCCGCGCAGCAGUCCUCCUUCGGUGGUUGUUUCAUGGGGGCAGUCAUCGGCCUGCCGCUACUGCGAUUUAACAAUAUUAUUCAGGCCGAGCCCUCAGUGCCGUUUUUCCGAAUCCGACGGAGGCCGGAGUUUCGUUACCCGACAACCCUUCGGCCAGGGAAGAGUUCGCCCGAAUUCACCUCGGAUUUCAUCCCCUGUACGCGGGGCUAUGACGCACUACUUGUAAAACGUCGACGACGUGCGCGGAGGCGGCGAGACACGCGCAAUUUAUCCAAGGAAACCCGGACGAGUGACGAUAAAGAUGAUUAAUUGACGUGAAAGAAAUUUUUCAUAAAGAAAGAAGAAAAUGACACGAAUCAGUUCGAUAUUCUUACUUACCUCGGGCGUUUUUGUCCUCACUUUGAUCAGAGAAUCGAAACCCGUCAGCUGGGAGGAGUGGUGGACUUACGACGGGAUUUCAGGUCCGGCGUUCUGGGGUCUGAUAAACCCCGAGUGGUCUCUCUGCAACAAGGGGCGAAGACAAUCACCGGUGAACCUCGAGCCUGCGAGGCUGCUUUUCGACCCGAACCUGCGGUCCCUGCAUUUGGACAAGCACAGAAUCGGCGGGAUCCUGGCGAACACGGGUCACAGCGUCGUGUUCGCGGUCGAUAACGACACUCGUCACCCGGUAAACAUUUCCGGCGGUCCGCUCAGCUACCGCUACCAAUUCCACGAGAUUCACCUGCACUACGGGCUCCACGAUCGAACCGGCAGCGAGCACACCGUCGAUGGAUAUGCCUUUCCAGCCGAGAUUCAGAUUUUCGGAUUCAACUCGCAGCUUUACAACAACUUCUCCGACGCACUUCACAGGGCUCAGGGGAUCGUCGCCGUUUCUUUGCUACUCCAGCUUGGCGAUCUCUCGAACCCCGAGUUAAGAAUAUUCACGGAGCAACUCGACAAAAUUAAAUACGGAGGCGAAGCGACGGAAAUUAAACGGCUGGCUGUACGGGGGCUUCUGCCAGGCACCGAACACUACAUGACCUACGAUGGAUCGACCACUAUGCCAGCCUGUCACGAGACUACGACUUGGAUCAUAUUAAACAAGCCAAUAUACAUCACGAAGCAACAGCUGCACGCGCUCAGGAAAUUGAUGCAAGGGGACCAGAAACGCCCGAAGGCGCCACUGGGAAACAACUUUCGACCUCCUCAGCCUCUGCAUCACCGUCCCGUACGAACGAACAUCGACUUUAACGUCCAGGGUGCCAAAAACUGCCCGACGAUGUACAGAGAUAUUUACUACAAAGCCAACAGUUGGAAGCAGCCCUGAACAGUACGGAUUUCCGCUCUUCAGUCAAGCCGACGAGCAUCGACAGAUCUGCAAUUUCUUGAUAUUCGCAUGAAGAUUGAAGAGGGCAUGCAGUAAGCCGGAAUUGCGUUACUUCGUACAUAUAUCAAUCAUAGACAUGUAAGGAAAUUCAACGGGAGACGAAAAAACUAAAACAAAAAAAGAAUAAGAAAACUUCACAUAUCAUCGGCGCAUGUGUGUGUGUGUGUGUGUGUAUGCCGCGAAUAUUGAAAAAAUAAUAACGAAAAAGCAACAGAGACAAAACAUUUUGUUACAGACUGUACAAUAUAUAUACGCAUAUAUAUAAUAUGUAUGAAAUAUUAAUAAUUAUGCGGUCUCUCCGUCUUUACGCAUCGCACUACGAAAAGCGCAGAGCCGCCGAUUUGUGUAAUAUAACGGCCGCGGCAAAAAAUAUGCUUCGUUACUUAUAUAAAUUAUUAGACGUGACUUGCCAAGUAUGUUUCCAUUUAAAGCAGUGAAGAGAAAAAAAAUUAAGGAGAACUAAUAUGAAUAAUAAUAUCAAUAAUAAGUAGCUUAGAAGGUCGAAUAACGUGAAUAAAAAUAACAUUAAUAAGUAUCGAUUACCUACUCGAAGAAAAUAUAUUUAAAAAAAAGAAGAUGAAGCAAAAACAAAAAAAAAAAAAAACUGAAACAGAAACAGAAUAGGAUGUUGGAAGUAAAUGCGAAAA
Neodiprion fabricii is the source of this 2028-nucleotide messenger RNA. It is a transcript of the gene CARPB, whose product is annotated as carbonic anhydrase-related protein 10. The transcript has 10 exons. The record is from RefSeq and is a predicted model, not a curated record. NCBI's taxonomy places the organism in Eukaryota, Metazoa, Arthropoda, Insecta, Hymenoptera, Diprionidae. Gene Ontology annotation, molecular function: carbonate dehydratase activity; zinc ion binding. Bases 362 to 1321 code for a protein of 319 amino acids.